UCUCAGCAGCUUCAUCUUCUCUUCUGGUCACUGGUGUGGUUGUGGGAUUGAGUGUUUGCCUGUUGUUCUUCCUCUCACUGCUGCUGAUGUGGAGAUACAAGAAGAACAAAGAUCAGCAGCGUAACAUUAACCAGACAUCAGUCCCAAAUCAAUCUGCACAAUCUCAACUGGAAAACUCUCCUUUACAGUCUGGUUCUGAUCACAUUUAUGACGACGUGACUGAAGUGAAUAAGAGAGACAGAGAUGAUCCAGAUCCCUUGGCAGAGGUCACAUAUUCAGAGGUCACUGUUAAGAAAAAGAUGGACAAAGGUAAUACUAAGGCAGAGUCAAAUAAUGUGACAUACUCAGAAGUCAGAACAAAAGGAAAGAAAUGCAAAAGUAAAGAUAUUAAUACUGCAGGACCCAGUGAUUUGACUUACGCACAGAUCAAUAUACAGGACAAAAAGAACACCAAGGGCAAAGGGAAGAGCAGUGAGUCUGGAGACACUUUGUACUCUGAACUGAACCACAACAGAGAUAGAGAUGCUGAUGCUGGAGUUGGUGAUGCAACUUAUGCUCUAGCUUUUUGGAAGAAGGGUCACAAAAAGAUUAAAACACGUCCCUGAGUGCCGAGAAGACAACAGACGGCUAAAAGAGAUUCACACCAGCAGACACAGUAACACUUGCAUUGCUUAAGAAAUGAAUCUGAGUGAACUGCUUAUGCACAUGCUUGAUUGAAAUACUUUAGAGAUAGGCACUGUAUUAUCUGUACACAUUAUGUAGGGAAACAAAUCUAUCUAUAAUAUAUAUUAAAUCAUUUUCCAUUUGAGCACUUUUGUUUAACAGCUUUACGUGAAACUGCCCUUCAAGUUAUUACAUUAUUACAUGAUUCGACUGGUGCUGUACAGCAAUUAAACAGUGUAAUUGGGCACUUGUUUGAUAGAUAAAUAUAACACGUUCUUUGUCUUAUAAAAUAAUGCUUGUGUUUUUGCCAAGACGGUGAGGCUAAGAUGAUUUUCUUGCAUAUAUUCAUAAAUACUGC
Molecule: messenger RNA, 1021 nt
Organism: Sinocyclocheilus rhinocerous
Lineage: Eukaryota; Metazoa; Chordata; Actinopteri; Cypriniformes; Cyprinidae
Exons: 9
Source: RefSeq, a predicted model, not a curated record